Messenger RNA from Sphaeramia orbicularis (orbiculate cardinalfish), 1404 nucleotides. Its product is annotated as tyrosine-protein phosphatase non-receptor type substrate 1-like. Gene Ontology annotation, biological process: response to bacterium. Lineage: Eukaryota; Metazoa; Chordata; Actinopteri; Kurtiformes; Apogonidae. The record is from RefSeq and is a predicted model, not a curated record. Bases 26 to 916 code for a protein of 296 amino acids. The transcript is spliced from 5 exons.
GAGUCAGAGCACCACAGACGGAAGGAUGAUCAAACUUUAUGUGCUUCUGAUUUCCCUCCUUCGAGUCCAUGGUGUUUUCUCAUAUUCUGUAGUCUACACUCACAUCGGAGACAAUGUUUCUUUACCGUGCAUCUAUGCAUCCAGUGCCAGGUAUCUGUGUUGGUACAAACAGGCUGCAGGGGAGCAACCUCAGAUAAUAUCAUCUGACUACAUACACUCACUUCAUGGCAACUCAGAGAAGUUUGACGGCAACAAACGAUUUUCCGUGCAUGCUGAAGCCGGAUCCUAUCAUCUGAAAAUCUCCAACAUCCAGCAGUCGGAUUCAGCCAUUUACUACUGCGGACGGACCAGUGUGGCAACCACCGAGUUUGACAAUGGGACAUUUCUGGUUUUAAAAGAAUCCAUGCACAUUUCUUUCCACCAGCAGAAGGUGUCUAAACCUGUGCAGCCAGGAGACUCUGUGACUCUGAACUGUACGGUGCACACUGGGACCAGCAACAAAGAACAUACCGUUUACUGGUUCAGAGAGGAUUCAAGGAGCUCCGGCCUGGGAGUUAUGUACGUCCAUACAAACAGCAGCAGCCAUUGUGUGAAGAGCUUAGAGUCGGGGUCUGCUACAAAGCGCUGUAUGUACAGUCUGACAAAGAGGAAUGUUAGUCUGUCUGAUGCUGGGAUUUACUAUUGUGCUGUGGCUUCAUGUGGAGAGAUAGUGUUUGGGAACGGCACAAGGCUGGAUUUAGAAGCACAACCCCAGACAAGUGUCCCGGAUUACACUGCUGACACUCAGAAUGAGGAAUGUGAUGCUUUGCAGUACGUAGCUGUGGAUUUCAAGAAGAGGCAAAGUAAGCGCAGGAGGCACAGGAGCACAGAGGAGACGACGGUUUAUUCUUCACUUAGAGUGUCUGAACUCCAGUGAUUUCUGCUGCAAAUCGAACUCUGCAUCCCACCAACAACAGCUUCUGUACCCUCCAGCUAUAGCAGUAUCUGAUCCAGCUCAUUUAACAGGAUAUUUGAAGUCUGUUCUAAUAUUCUAAUACUGUCUUUGUCAUGAUCUGCUGGUGAACAGUUAAAUUCUGGGUCAGCAGGGGGCAACAGUCUACCUAUGUAUCACACAAAUCCUUUAACUCUGCAACCUGGGAUUUUAUACAGAAGAAAAGGAAAAUAUUGAACUAACAACCAACAAAGAGGUUUGGCUAGGAAAAAAAUGAUUUAGAGAAAGCACUGUGAUAAAAACUGCAGAUUGGAGCAUUUUAAGGGCGCACAUAGAUGGUAUGUCCUGUUUAUUUGUGACAUGCGACAGCCGCCCACAGAGUGAUGCAUCUGGAGGUUCUGAUGUGGUCGACUGACACAAAAACAAACUGUCCUUGACCCCAAAAGACCCCGAAGGAAAAAAAAAAAAAAAGA